Temnothorax curvispinosus is the source of this 2979-nucleotide messenger RNA. RefSeq names its product protein ERGIC-53 (gene ergic53). NCBI's taxonomy places the organism in Eukaryota, Metazoa, Arthropoda, Insecta, Hymenoptera, Formicidae. The transcript has 10 exons. Gene Ontology annotation, molecular function: D-mannose binding. The record is from RefSeq and is a predicted model, not a curated record. Bases 379 to 1866 code for a protein of 495 amino acids. Gene Ontology annotation, biological process: endoplasmic reticulum to Golgi vesicle-mediated transport; Golgi organization; endoplasmic reticulum organization. Gene Ontology annotation, cellular component: endoplasmic reticulum membrane; endoplasmic reticulum-Golgi intermediate compartment; Golgi membrane.
GGGCAACUUAGAAAAAGAUCGAAAGUAAGCUAAACCGAGAUUAAAGUUAAUCUACAUUGGUAGAAACCUAGAAACAGACAUUAGUCAAUCAACUAGAUUUUUCGUAAAAAAUUUACGGAAAUUUACGGAUUUAAUUAAAAAAUCAAGAUCUUGGGAAUGCACAAGAGAAUUAAUGCCACUCGAGAAUUCCGAAAUCUGGCCACGAAAGCGACACGUCACUGACCGUGGGCCAAUUGCGCGCGGCCGAAAUUACGCGCCACCGGCCAAUGGCCGGUCGCCUAUGACGCGCGGGCAACUUCGCGGCGUGCUGACACUGCGCUGACCGGCCUGACCGCGGCCGACGGUGCGACGGUCCGUCAGUCACUUCAGUCAGUCGAAAUGAAGAUGGCCGCCGAGGUGAGGUGGCUGCUCGUAUUUCUCGUGUCGUGCGGCGUGUCGUCGUGCCACGGCGAGGCGCCGCAUCGGAAAUUCGAGUACAAGUACUCGUUCAAGCCACCGUACCUCGCGCAGAAGGACGGCAGCGUACCGUUCUGGGAAUACGGCGGAAAUGCCAUCGCUAGUGCAGAAAAUGUCAGGCUAGCGCCAUCACUUAGAAGUCAAAAAGGUGCAAUAUGGGUGAAACAGCCGGCGACUUUCGACUGGUGGGAGGUAGAAUUAGUGUUCCGGAUAAGCGGACGUGGAAGAAUAGGGGCGGACGGUUUGGCAUUCUGGUACACCAGCAGCAAGGGAUCCUACAACGGCUCCGUUUUCGGUAGUUCAGAUCUUUGGACGGGUCUGGGAGUCUUCUUCGACUCGUUUGAUAACGACAAUAAGCACAAUAAUCCGUACAUCAUGGCCAUUGUCAAUGACGGCACGAAGGAAUUCGAUCAUACAAGUGACGGCUCUUCGCAGCAAUUGGCGGGCUGUUUGCGAGAUUUCCGCAAUAAACCUUUUGCCACGCGAGCGCGGAUAGAGUAUUACAUGAAUUCGUUAACUCUGUUAUUUCACAAUGGCAUGACGAACAAUGAGCAAGAUUAUGAUAUCUGCUUCCGAGUUGACAAUGUUGUGUUACCGAAAAACGGAUACUUUGGAAUAUCUGCUGCUACUGGUGGCCUGGCUGACGACCAUGACGUCUUAUAUUUCCUCACUACCUCUCUGUACCCUCCCGGACAGCUACCAAUGGAUGGGAAUAAAGUUUCUGUAGAGGAACAAGCCAAACUCCAUCAGGAAUACUUAGACUACCAAAAGAAGCUCGAUGAACAAAAAGAGGAAUAUCGCAGGGAGCAUCCAGAAAGUCAGAAGAACGAAUUCGAUGAAACAUUCUAUGAAACAGAGAGUCAAAGGGAGUUACGACAGAUAUUCAACGGGCAGAGCCAAAUGUUUGACGCUUUGCGCGAACUUCACAGGAAAUUAGACGAGAUCGUUGGAAGACAAGAGAGAACGUUGAGUUUAAUAUCCCAAGUCGGGCAAGGAGGUGUACAAGUUGCGGGUCAACCAGGACAACAACCUGUACUGAUCGACACUAUACGUCGGCAGGAAGUCGACGCUGUGUUGAAUAAUCAAAAUGUCAUAUUGAACACAGCUAGGGAAAUUAAAACCUUCGUGGGAGAGGUUCAUUCCAAGACUGAAUCUAUUCUUAGCAAUCAAGCGCGCGCUCCGACAGCACAGGUGCAGCCAAUGGGAUACGAUUAUCAGUCAUUUAUGACGGAGAUGCGGGACGGACUUAACACGUUGAAGAAGGAUGUUAAAACCACGGGAAACGUAGAUUGUCCUAAUUGUUUAACAACUAGCAUAUUCUUACUGUUCGUCGCUGUACAGAUGAUAAUACUAUUGGUGUACAGUCUUUAUCGAGACAAUAAGGAGGCACAGAUGAAGAAGCUCUACUAAUGUACGCAUCGUCCACAUCAGCGAAAUUUAUACAAUGCAUUCUCGUCUACAUUACGAUUCGAUAUUUUUAUUACUCGUUAUUCGUAUCCGCGAGGUAUGCGUGUCUCUCGUCAUUUGUAUAAUAAAUCCUUCGUCCGCUAGAUGUGAAAUUGUACAGCAUCCGGAUAUCGCCCCCACGAGGACACGAGGACAUCUCGGCAUUGUGACUCGAUCCCAUUUUAAAUAAUCUCUUUUUAAAUAUCCAAAUCGGCAGCCAUCUCCAUCACGGUGCAUUGUGUUGUUACGCUGUGCAAUCCUAUAUUACAAUUGUCGUAUACCGACAAGACGCACGCGUGAAGUUUGGAGUAAUGGAGGAAUGAUUUAAGUUGAAGUUUACUUACAGAUUAGUUGACCUAUUGAGAGUUAUUAAAGAUGUCUCACGAUUAUUUUCUUGUACCGUUAUAUAUAUAAUAUAUAGUUUUUUUUACUUGUCAAUCAUCGCAAGCAUACUUAUCGUUACGCACAUAUCGUUUUUGUGAAUUUUUUUUUCAUUUACAAUCGCUGUAUUAUCAAUAUCUCGUUGCAACGGUAACGCGGCUUUCCAUGUAAAUCUUUGUAUACGAUAUUUUGUAUCACGCAUUUAGUACAUGAAUAUACAAUUACUUUGUUCGUAAGAAAUGUCACUCUCUUUCGUCGAGGUCGGCGUUCCACUGUGAACUGAUCUAUUUCUCGGGAAGAGAUAAUUAUCACAUGAUGCGUCUUAUAACCGUUAUGUAAUAAUAACGAUUUUGAAUGUCACUCAGCAUUCCAUCAGAGACUAUUGUAUAAUCGAAUAACGUACGUUUGUGUGCAUUACAGUCCUAUCUUGUGUAAACAUGAUUGUGUGCAGUGAGACUGCGUUUUUUUGAAGCCACGAUAAAACAUCUCCGAGUUAAAAUGUAUGUUACGUGUGUAAGGUGCAUGAGUAGAGUUGCGAUAGCGUACGGGAGCGAGAUGGAAAGAUUUCGAAGUUCGUUGUUUCCCGCAUCAUCGCAUUUGUAAAAAUUUAUUCGGUAUAUUGUAGCCGUACGAAGACAUAUAUAUCUGACAAAAAAAAUUAAAGAGGGAAAGAGAAACGGAUUUAAUUAAUGUUAA